AUGGCUGGAACCCGUGACGCUACUCCGAUGGCCUAUGACAAGGCCAAAGCUGCAACCCAUGGUGUAAAACCAGAAGAUAUUGAUUUCUUACAGCCAUAUAAAGAAUAUGUUAUGCUACCGUUCAACCAAUCCUCUCGCCACUUCACUCUGGGCCCCAACUUCCCAUCGGUGCUAGAAAACCUCAAGGAAUUUAUCCCGAUGUUGAACCCAGAUGAUGCUUAUUACAAAUAUGAGAACCCCUGCAAGUUUGAUAACUUUGAUAGGAUAUGGGUAUGUCCAUGGUCUGACAAGCCAGAAACCCAAGAGGCGUUUGUUCAGUUGUACCGGGAAUUGGAACCGAAAUAUGGAGAUACCUGGAGAAUGGCUGGAAUUUACGAUUCGUUGAAAUUUUGCACCAUAGGGUUUGGAGAAAGCCGGGAUUUUGUGGAGGCAGUGCUGGGGUUCUGGAGUGGCACCAGUAAUGUGUUCUGCUUUCCCUGGGGACCAAUGACACCCACCUUGCUGGAUGUUUGUGUUAUUACCGGUCUGCCUGCUAUCGUAACCGUUGCGGUUGAUGGGAAUGUAAAAGACGAUGAUGCAGCUGCAGCAGUAGUGGGUCAACCAAUGAGUUAUGGCCACUUUAUCAGUGAGAACAAAGGAAAGAUUCGAUUAACUGCUGGCGAGCAAAUGAAUUCGGCUGAAGCUGCUCUGGCCAUGUUGUAUCACUGUUUGCAUGAAACUAGACAUAACCAAGGUUCAACUUUAUGUGGUCCUACCUGGUUGUUACAUUUUUGGCUGUACAUGUAUUUCCCUAGUUUAAAACAAGAAGGGAUUUUCCCUGUUGGGAAUGGAGAACCUCUGUGCCUUGGAGUGCAACAAUUUAACAAGCCGACUUUCAAUGGAAUGCAAGCGUUCAAAAUUGUGUUUGAAUCAAUCCCAGACGUCGUUGUGAUGGUGCGGCAACUGAGCCAAGACUGGUGGCAUAAGAGCUUUGACGACAUUUGCCAUUCAGUUACAGAAAGUGGUAAAUGGAAUAACACUGGUCUGUUUGGCUUGACAUCGGUUUGGAGCCAUCUUCUGUCAGCAAGGGAUAUUUUUUAUGGUAGUAAAAGUUUGCAGUCUCAAAACGUCGGCGCUGAUAUGCAUGCCGAAUACUACCCUGCCAAUAUGGUAGCCCGCCAAUUCGAGUUUGCACAGAGCGUGCCACACUUUGAAGUAUCUUGCCGGAACACAGGGAGACUUGGUAGGGAAAAAUUGACCAUGGAAAACCUGGUGAUUGUACAUGGUAGUGAUGAGGAAUCGGAUAGUCAAGAAAGUGAUAAAGGCUCUGUUGCAAGUGGUGUAAGCAUUGCUGCCAUAAAGGCAAUGUCUGAAACUGAAGAAGUGUACGGCACAAGGUAUAACCAGUUGAAAACGUUGCUGUCUGCAAUUCAGACCUCUCUUGUGGAUGACAGUAUGGCAGCAGCCAUUGGUUUGAUUUCGACGGAAGCAGCCCAGAAGGAGAUUGAGUGUCAGACUGUAGGAACAGCUUCGAAUUCUCCUACUACCAUGGAUCAAGCGCGUCCAGAACAACCUGAAGUAGUUUCAACUGCAAGAAGAAAUGUUGUAUCAGAAGGGGCCUUACAAGAGGUUCCACCAAAUGAUCAAGAACCUUUGGAAGUUACGCCUUUGCAGAGCAUACCAGCAUCGCCUCCUUAA
This is a messenger RNA of Oldenlandia corymbosa var. corymbosa, 1677 nucleotides long. NCBI's taxonomy places the organism in Eukaryota, Viridiplantae, Streptophyta, Magnoliopsida, Gentianales, Rubiaceae. The record is from the annotation of a GenBank genome assembly.